GUCGCGCAACCGGAGCAUGCGUCCGUGUGCGAAAAAGAGCAACAACACUCGGCAGCUUCCAGGCAGUCCAGACUCCAAAAUCCAGCGCAUAGGGAGGGAGCUCCGUUGCUCCUCGUUAUCUCUCAUCUCCGCGAAUACGUCAAUACACCUGCAAUGUAUAUUUAAUACAUCCGCAAGUUGAGAAGGAGCCACACGGAGUACACAUAUAUAUCUACGAAACAGUACAUCGCAACGACGGACUCUGUUUUCUUCCCUUCCUCGCUCGUUUUUCGGCAUCGCGCAUCACCGGGAAAAAACUGCAGACGGUAGCGAGACAACCUCCCGGUAUACAGGUAGAGAGAGAGAGAGUCCCUUCUCCAGCGCAAGGACGCAGUGUGGAUAGCGGUAUUUACCAACAAAGACACCGGACAGACAGACCGGGUGGUUGCUGUUCCAGUAAAUAACUCAAGUGCAUCGUCAGAGAAGGUGCAGCCUUCCAGUGGUUUCCAGUUGGUGUUUUAAGUAGUAAUAGUGCACGAGUGGAUAAGAGACAAGAAGGAAACAACCCUUGCUCCCUCAGCUCUUGGGGGGUGAGCGAGCCAGCGCAGUGGUACUUACAUAUAGACAUAUACACGGUACGUGGUGUUGCUCGCAAUUCGGAGUUACGCCGUGAGACGUAAAAAAGACAACACAUCCGAAAGCCGCCGCCGUCCGAGCGCGACUCCUUUUUUUUUUUUCGAUCAAAGCCGACUCUCGCGCUCCGGCUUUUCUACACACCUAUAACACGCCAGUCAGUGAGUCAGCUGUGAGUGCGCCGCCAACGCGUUAGCAACAGUAGCUGCACCAGUGUCAGUGUAAUACAGUCCAUCUACGCGCGAGGAGGGUCUUCCGCUGGAGCUUCCGGCCACCUUGUCCGUAAAUUUUACAGAAAGCAAAGUGCGCGCAGAAUCAUCGUACUUCCUAUAAUAUCAUACAUAUAGAUGUGUCAACAAAUAUAAUCAUCCGUGUGCCGCUUAUGCUGCUGCCUGACAACUCUCGUCUGCUUCCUGUAUACAUACAAAACUUUGCGCUGUGAUAUCAUCGUCGUGUGUGGUGUACAUAUUUUAUACACAUGUGAUACGUGCUUUUGGAGUCCCGGCUGAGAGCAGGAAAGUUUUUAUUUACCGUUUAUUUUUAAACUUGUACACACAACGACGCAUACCGUCUCGAAACUCUGUUUUUUUUUUGUUUUUUUUUUAUCCAUUUAACUCUUCCGACUUUUGCUACUCCGCCACCGGAGCGCUUUUUUCCCGUAAGUACUCCGGCUUUUUACCGCGGCACAAAGACACAAUAGUCCAAACGUGUAGUGUCGUCCCGUGCUUUUUUCAUCUCGUCCGCAUCUACUCGCUUACACGGAAUUUCGAACUAUUUACAAAGUGCGCCGGCCAAAGUUUUGAUUUAGCCGUGCUGCUCGCCGUAUUUACACGCGCGCCCGAAAACACACUCGUCCAAGAAGAAAGAAAGUAAAGAAUCCGUCUGCGCGGAAACAAAGCAUCCCACCGAGACUCGUCUCCUCCCCGGGAAUCUCGCCGCGCGUUCGAGGAAUUGAACUCCCGGUGCAAAAAGAAAAGCGAAUAGGUGCCCAAAAAAAAAAAAAACAACAACAAGGAAUCCAGCAACAUCAACGAGGGCUUUUAAAUAGUAGCGCAAGUGUCGGGAACCCGGACAGUCGGUGAGUGCUGGGGAAGCGGUAGCAACAGUGUAAUAGAUAACAUAAACACACAGCGAGAGAAUGUCUGACUUUCUGGAGCACCAGCAGAACAUCAAGCUGCCCAAGCACGACUCGACCGACGAUUUCGAGCAUCUCGAGCACGAAGUGCACAACCACCACCACCAGCAGCAGCAGCAGCAGCAUCACGAGCCCUUGCUCGACUUGUCGAAUCCCCUGGCGUCGUCGCCUCUGAUGCACCCGCACAACCUGCUCGACGGGCUGGCCUCGCGCGCCGACCUCCUCGACAUGAGCGUGCCAACGAGCAACGGCGCCGAGGCCGACCUGCUGCCGGUACCCGCGACCCCACCACCCUCCGCGGACUCAGCCAAGUUCGAGCCCGGCGGCGCCCAGCAGGCCGAGCCCAACUCCUUCGAGCUCGAGGCCAGGAUCCGCGAACAACUGCAGGACGCCAAGGCCGCGACCAUGGCCUUCAUGGAGUCGGAAAAGGCGCCGGCGCACCACUUCGACGACGACGACGACCUCCUCGGCGCGGGCAGGCCCGCCAGCGUGGACAGCGACGAGGACGAGGAGUCGGUCACCAGGAGCGAGCCCAGCGAGCCCAUCCUCAAGAAGCCUUUGGCGAUGCCGAUCGAGCCGAGGGACGACGACUUCGAGGAGUUCGAGGAGAACGGCGAUGAGCUCGUGCAGGACGUGAGGUCGUCGACCCUGCCCGAGCCGGAAAAGUCGCCCGAGCUGGACUUUGUCAGGGACGAGAUAGUGGUGCGCGAGGCCACCAGAGAGAUCCAGAGGAAGCCCGAGGAGGACGACCUCUGGGACGUGCUGGAGAAGCCGGCGGUCAGGCUCGUGGAGGACGAGCCGCCUACGAAGCCCCUGCCGCCGUUGCCCAAGGGUGCCCUUGUCGACCAGGACGAGGACGAGUUGUUCUCUGGUGGGGACGGCUACGCGGACAAGUACGGGCGGACGGGCGAGUUUCUCGCCGCGGAGUCCAAGCAGCAGUUCAGCGGUGGGGAGACGGACGAGUUCGAGUCCGAACCCGAGCCCUCGCCGGCCAAGCUGGCGACCGGGGCUGUGGCUGUGAGACCCGAGUUGGGCGACGCGGCCGAGAGGAAGGUCUACUGCGCCAAGCCCGGAAACAAGGCUGGUCUAUCGGCCAGUGCGAUCUUCAGUGACAUCGGCAUCGAUGCAUGGUUUAACCCAGAAAGACUGAAUCCAAAAGUGGCAGCGUUGAUCUACUGGCGCGAUCCCAAAAAGUCGGGAAUCGUCUUCGGUGCAAGUCUCAUUGUGCUCUUGUCGCUGGCCUACUUUAGCCUGAUCAGCGUGGUGGCUUACAUAUCCCUACUCACUCUCACCUUCACCGUAGCUUUCCGCAUCUACAAAACUGUCCAGCAGGCCAUUCAGAAGACGUCAGAUGGACACCCGUUCAAAGAUCUUCUCGAGCUUGAACUCACACUACCCACCGAGAAGGUGCACGAGGUGGCCGACAUCGUCGUGGCCAGCGUCAAUGGGGCUCUCAAGGAGUUGCGCAGGCUCUUCUUGGUCGAUGACUUUGUCGAUUCUCUCAAGUUCGGCGUCUUGCUCUGGUCGCUCACGUACCUUGGCUCUUGGUUCAAUGGCAUGACGCUCAUCAUCCUUGGAGUCGUUGCUCUGUUCACGUUGCCCAAGGUUUACGAAACGAACAAAACACAGAUCGAUGCGAAUCUAGCUCUGCUUCAAGACAAAAUCAACGAUAUCACAGCCAAGGUAAAGGCUGCGCUGCCCAUUGGAGGCAAAAAGGCUGAGCCAUCAAAAGAAGAGUAAAUAAACGCCAGGACGAGCGUUAAAAUCGUUGCAGAGCCACGCGAAAGUAAGGAUGAGCGAAGUAUCUUAGAGACGGAGUGAAAGACGGCUGGGAAACGAAACAAAACAAAAAAAAAGGAUGUCGGGUGUCGCGUAACGCCCCAGGAAAGAGAGGAAACACAGACACACUCACUUAUCAUCACAAUCAUCGUAGAAUCGCCGAUUUUAUAAAAAUGAACUGACUUGUUGCGAGUAUAAUAUGAGAAAUAAAAUAAAAAUUUUAAUUAGAGUGUGAGAAAAAAAAGAGAUGAAUAAAUAGACAGAUUGUAAAUAACGGAUCAUUGUUUUACUUCAAAUCAAUGUUGGAUAUAAUACAUAUAUCAAAAUGGUUGUUGUUGACACAGAAUAAACUAGGUGAUACAAUUUUAAUUGUUUGUUGUGUGUCAAAAUAACAAUGAUGUAUCGUAAGAGAGGUUUACGCGAACACUGGAUCAAAAUAAAUGAAUAAUUAAUAAUACCGAAAGUUCGAUCUAGGGUCGAAAUUAAAUAACAUACAGCUUUACGAGGUCGAACAAUCGCGAAACACGCGCAUCCUUUGAUAUAAAUGAAAAAAAUAAAGAUAUCCCUAAAAUAGAAUGAAAAAAAAAAAAAAAAAAAAAAAUUUACAAAAAAAGAAUAACUCAAGUAACAUUUAGGGAUUAAUUGUUCGUUAUUGUGAUGCGAUGGUGACGAAUUUAUAUAGCGAGCUACAGAAGAAAGUGCGACAGAACGACGUCUACGGAGUAAAUGAACUAAUAAACAGCGAGUAAAAAACAAACCAAGAUUUCAUUAAAUGAUAAUAAAAGUAACGAAAUAACCUAUCGUUCUAUAUUGGACAAUUAUAAAUGUAUGAUUGUCAUGACCAAGAUCUUACGCACUUUGGGUGUUUCCCUCCCAAUAACUGCACGUACUCGUAGAGCGUGCAUCUUCCCAUCCCAUCCAAUUCCCUUUCGUAAUACAUAUGUGCAGUCACGUUCGUUUUUCUUUUUUUUUUUUUAAGAAAAAAAGAGGAAAAAACCAAAUCAAUGAAAUAAAAAAUAUACAGUAAGUGUAUUAUGAUGAAGUAAAUGAAAAAAAAAUUAAUAAUCUAGUAUCUUACAUACUUAAAAAACAAUGGGGAGCAUAUAAUCCAUUAAUCGCAUUACACCGUUCACCAGCAUUCUCUCGCAUCAUCUCGUUUGCUACUUGAAUCACUCAUCAUAAAGAAGAGUCUAUCCUUUUUUAACUGUAGAAAAUGUUGUUGAGGUAAUCAUUAAUCAAUUAAUUAGACUAUAUGCACGGAAAAAGGCUAUCAAUGUGAAAAUGUUUAUUGCAUACGGUGUUGUAUUGAAAGUCGAGACAAAAAGAAGGGAACAUAAAAGGGGUCCCGUUAAUGAAUAUUUUAAAAAUGAGAAGGAAAAGAAACGGAGUGUUAUUUACGUAUCGAGAAAAGUGCUUGUCGAAAUUGUUUCUUUUUUAUUGUUAGAUCUUAAGAUAUAAUGUCUAAUAAUCAGCGAUCCCUCGUGUUUUAGUUGUUAUAUAGUAUGAUGAAGAAUAAAUAUGAGAAUUUAAUGAAGGAA
This is a messenger RNA of Copidosoma floridanum, 5064 nucleotides long. RefSeq names its product reticulon (gene Rtnl1). Gene Ontology annotation, cellular component: endoplasmic reticulum membrane; axon. NCBI's taxonomy places the organism in Eukaryota, Metazoa, Arthropoda, Insecta, Hymenoptera, Encyrtidae. The record is from RefSeq and is a predicted model, not a curated record.